AUGUGGCGACUUUUCCAUGCUGUAGUUCUCGCUUCUUUUCUGACUUGUUCCUUUGCUGCAAGCAAUGAAACAAUUCCUGCGGUUCUCUGGCACGGAAUGGGUACGUAGAAUGUUGUUAAAUAGUUGAAAAUUGUGUGUCGCUCGCUCUGUAUGUUAUUUUGCAAAGGUAGGUUUGCUUCGUCGGCGUCUAUAAACUGGCGUUGUGUCAUAGCGGAAACCAAGGCAUUUGACGUUUAAAAAAGCCAUUCACAUAGCUUUAUUUAAGUACAACAUGCGUGAAUGAUUUUUGUCCGUUUUACAAUCUCGAAAAUCCGGCAUUUUCAGGUUUCUUUGAUUCCGGGGGGGGGGGGAACUCUAAUGCGGAAGCCGUCCUAGAAGUUUCUGUCGUUAAUAACCUUUCUUUGCCUGUAGUCUGCGGAGUCUUUCUACUAUUAUUACAUGAGCGAACAUACACAAGGGAAUCCAGGCUUUUUUUUUGUUUUACCUGGAGGGCUCAAAGCUUAGCAUCAUACUGCAGACAUAUACAAAACAUGGACCCCCGGUCCAUGGACCACCACGUUCUUCCUUGUUACAUAUUAUUCAUUUUUAAUUAAAUUUUUACUGAUAAGAUCCUUUUAUGCACCAACACCUGUCAUCUAUCAGAAGUGGCUUCCCUGGACUCAUGGGUGCAUUCAAUCUCCCCCCGGAACUGUUACUGAUACCAGGAGCCCAUCAUGCUGAUAGCCAUUAUUUUUUUGUUAACGCAUCUGUCAAUUCCAAAUGUGUCUAUAUUACCGCAUACACACCAACAGGCAUUUCACUUUUUGAAAAAAAUUUGGUGGAAAUCUCUGCUGUUCUGGCAAUGGAGAUGCACCAUUUGAUAGGACUCUACUGAGGUUCAGAUGUACAGCUGUAAUAUGAAAGAUCAAAAGAAAGGCCAGAGGAAGAGAAGAAUCAAGCUUGAUGAGGGGGGUGUAAGGGUUGGUGGUGAUGUGGUUUUGCUCGUUUUUUGGUGUGGUUUUGCAGAAAUUUUUAUUUUAAUUUGUGGUAUUGCGGACAGUUUGACAAAACCAAGCAGUUUGUGGUAUUUAGAAAUUUUGGGGUAAUUUCAAUGCAGUUUGCGGUUUUUUUAUGUUAUUCUGUGCAGUUUCUAAACAUUUAUCUGUGCAGUUUUGCGGUGUUCAUACCCCCCUUACGCCCCCCUCUUUGAUCAUUGCAGGAUGCAUAUAUUAAUUUUUCAUACAGUCAAUGUACGACACCAACACAACAAAUGACUAAACAAAUUAUUAUGUCUUUUCGCUGGGGAAAGGUUACAUUCAAUAACAGUCUUCAUCUUGUACUCCCAUGACAAAAUUUAUAUUUCCCUGCUCUGCAACACAAGGGCAGAUAAGGAAGUUCUGUCACCAAGAAAAGUCCUAGGUUCUCCAAGCAAAAAAUGGUUUUUCAUAAUCUUAUGAUAAUCUUUAGACCUCAGUAACAGCUGAUUGUUAUGGAAAUUUAGUGUUUUAAUAUAAUUUUCAUUGUAGGUGACUCAUGCUGUAAUCCUUUGAGCAUGGGCUCUAUCAAGUCAAUGUUGGAAUCAAAGAUUCCCGGCAUUUAUGUGCGCUCUUUAAUGAUUGGCAACAAUAUCAUUGAGGUGCUGUAAUUCAUUUUCAUUUGGAGUACUCAUUCUGUUAUAAAGUCUUCUAUAAGUAUUGUGAAAAUUACAUUGUUUUAUACAUCAGUUUUUUCUAAUAGCUUUUUAAUUCCCUGCAGUUUAAGAUUAUUUUUUCAAUUGUUUUCAUUAAUUCUGCUUUAGGAUACAGAAAAUGGAUUUUUCAUGAAUGCAAAUGACCAGGUAUUAUUAAUAUUUUUAUUAUGUACAUGUAUUAAGGUCUUGGUAAAUGAAAAUUUUAGUACAUUGCUCGAUUUUUUUAAUUUUUUUUAAUUUUGGCAUGAGUGGGUCCUAAAUUUUAUUUGGCAGAAAACAUAACGAGCCGCACCGUCUUAGCAACCAAAAAAAUUCUGUUUAUCUAGCUGAGAUAGGGGACUAAAAGUCCCCUAUCUCAGCUGGAUACUCAGAAGCUUUUAACAUUCACUAUUCCAUUUAUCUCUGAUCAUAUUUCUCAUCUAAUACGAUAGAGGCGUCAAUUUUCGCGCCAUCCUGUCAUCAUUCUAGGGCGAGGAAAUUUAAUUAAAAGCGCGGCAUUCAACAAAUGUACGGCUCAGGUUUCGGCUAAAAUUAUUCAGUGCCGUCAAAGAAAAAAACAUGUUAUUAAGGUCUGCGUAUAAAGUCGAUCACAUUGCUAACACAGACAAAAACGCUUAAAUAUCUCCUACAAAAUGAAUGGCUGAGUUUGUUUUUUCUACGGGUCAAACUGCUACUAUAUAUCCCAGAAGCGCUCAGGCAUAAUAAAAUGCCAGGACUUCUACCUGGAUGAACCAGAAAGGAUAUAGAACAACUACCUAUUUUUUUUCUUUUUACGGCUACGGGUCGAAAUGCUAAACGUGUUAUAUAUCCUAGAAGCGCUCAGGCAUAAUAAUAUGCCAGGACUUCUACCUGGAUGAACCAGAAAGGAUAUAGAACAACUGCCUUUUUUUUCUACGCGUCGAAGUUCUAAACGUGUUAUUCUUAGAAGCGCUCAGGCUUAAUAAUAUGCCAGGUUUCCAGCGACUGAUUUUAGCUGAUUUUGCGGUGCGCAAGAAUGGAUAAUUUACCCGACUUGUAAACAGAUAUUUCCUUCAGCCGAUUGUGUCUCAUGCAGGAGAAUGUCAUGUCUGCGUUGUUUUGUUUCUACUGAAGUUUUAUCAAAAAAAGCUUAAGCGAAAAUAGGGAGAUCGCAAUUUAUACUCUUACGAACUAUAAAUUAGGGCUGACCUGGAAGACGCGUUGAAUUGUGCCGCCAUCCUUCAAAAUAUAAUCUGGCUGCGUUUAGGGAGACAAUUUCCUCUUCCAUCCAGAUUUACUUGGUAUAUGUGUUUGCGAGAAUCUUCAGACAAAGAAUUGGGUAUACACUGAUUCGAAUGGCUUGGCGAUACUAAGUGCUUAAGUCUACUUACCGAUUACAACAUGUUUUGGAAGUAUUGAGAAGCGCGCCAAAUGAGGUUGUCACAGCGUUCUCGAGCGAACACGGCGCGACCUGGAUUGAUAAAAUUACCAUUACAUGCAGCUAUCAUGCCAGUGAUUUCUCCUUUUGUCGCAUAAUGAAUAGUUUGUGAGCACAUCCUCGACUCUCGAAACAUUUGUCUUGCGCCGCUAUAGAAGUUGGUUCUCCCGCGAACCAUAGGUAGAUUUCCCGCUUAACAUAAUGUUUGAUAAUUUAUGCAAAAGUUGACCUCGUGAAAGUCAGCAGUGCAUUAACCGACUCAAAAAUAAACAGACUUCCUACAGGGUUUUGAACAUGGUUUUAAUUAAAGUACUUUACAAGCGCUGCGGUAGUUGACCCCAAAAGUGUUACGGUGAUGGAUACUCAACUGGAUGAUUACGUCACUUCAUAGCAACCAGACGGUACGAAUUUUUGAACUUCCGGAGCGCUGAGGCUCGUAGUGGAAAAUCAGAAAGUUCUUUUUAACCCUUCUAAAAUGAGCGUUCUCUGUUUCCCCGUCAUAAGUUACGCGUGAAAAGUGAUUGACAGCCCCUGUCUAUUGCGUGACAAAACACUCAAGUGUUGUAUUUCAAGAGCGUGUGCUGACGUAGCUCGAUAAUUCAAAACACUCUACUCUCUUCGGAAACUUACUCUCGACAAUCAUCAAAACAUCUACGGAAUAUGAAGCCUAUGAAACGGAAAUCGCACUGUCCCUGGACUAGCUCACAGAAACGGAAGAAACAGAGAAAGACAAUGGAAAGUAUUUCGGAGCAUAAGAAAACUACACUGACACAGUCAGACAAGGGAUCAUGGCUUGAUCAAGUAAAUUGGCUAGAGGAGGAAGAGUCGAAUGCAAGCGUCUCCGCUCAGAAACUUUGCUCUGGAAUCGACUCAGAAGACCGUACAGAGAAAAGAAACAACAUUGUAGUUGAUGUAAAUUUGUUGAAUGGAGCGAUCGAGAGGUCACUUGUGUACAAAUCUUGCCAGUGCCCAGUGUUUUGUGAGGAACUCGAAGAGCGCAGCGGCCAAGGUGUGAGAUUGGGCUUCGUUUGCAUGAAUGCGAAUUGUAGUCUCAUUCAGAUGCCUUUUAACUCCUCAAGUAAAUGGGGAAAGCUUUUCGAUAUCAACAGAGCAUCUACCCUUGCUUUUGGAUUCUGUAAGAUAAAUAGCAUUGACUAUACAGUAACAUUAUUAAGUGACUUUUGUCCUAUGUACAUAUCAAUCAGAAACUGAGAUUGAAAAGAAAUGUCAUGCUUUAUUAAAUUUCUACAAAAAAUGUUUUCAGCUGCCUAUUCUUGAGCUGUAGGUAGUUCCAAGGCAGUACAGAAGUCUUUCAUGCUGACUUGAAAAGCAUCCUGGAAUAUAAAAAUAAAUAUUAAAUGCUACAGUUAAAACUAUUAAACUAUGUUUCUUAUGUAUUCUUACGUCUGGAAUCUACCCCACCACGUCACCAGGGACAAGAGCCCUAAUGAAGCUUAGCACUGUGCUCGGGAAGCUAAAUUGAGCAUCGCUUGGACCAAUUUCUUUACGCUAGAUAAAUCAAAAUAAGUCAUUAGAACUGUGGUGAAACAAUGAAAAAGCCUUUUCUGUUUUGCUUAGACCUGUACAAUAAAUAAUUAUAUUGAAAUAUUGAAUUAUAUUAGCCUGCGCCAGAAAUGUUUAUCUGUUUACAAGCUACAAAGGCUUUCUGCUAAGAAUUCAUAAGACGUUUUACUUUCCCCUUACAGAGUAAGCGUCCAUCCUUCCAACCUACCAUGACAGAGUGCGCCCAAUGACAAUACUCAGGAUAUCGUAUCCUCCGUGGAAGCUUUAAUUUCCCUGCUUCAUGCGAUCUGCCAUCUUUGUCUCCAAAUUAUCGGCGAAAAAUUCCCCGUCAUAUCUAGUAACAAAACAGUAGAUCAAACUGCAAUUCCAGGUAUCUGGAAAUAACAAGUAAAAGAAAGGGCUCAUCCUUAGAAAAUUCAUUGGGUUCACUCUGGGAUGCUGUGCAUAACUCGCAUAAAUAUUAGGGUAAAUAUAUAAUUUUUAUUUUUAUCACGCAUGCCACGACUUGCACGUAAAAUGCAUGAGUAUCCAUGUGACAGUUUGACAUUUGCGUAGUCCUACAGGCCUGAUAAUCAACAAUGAUUUCAUUAUCCUCUGCAUUUCCUUAUCACUACAGUUUCUUUAAGAUAAUCGAGCAGAUUGAUUUCGGAGUCACAUUAUUUAAAAUGUUUGCUUUUAAGCAUAAUCUGCUCGAUUGCACUGCGAUUGAGCCCAGGCUGAAACGCUAAGAUUACAUACCCUUCCUCACAAAUUUCCCGUAACAUGAGGCGCCUGGCUUCCGUCUUUUAAAUAGGAACCUCUGCUGUCUCUUUCUUCUUCCCCUUACGCGAUUUUCUCUUUGUAGGGUUAACUUUCCCCAUCGCUAAGAAGAAGGGAUUGCUUGCUACCGAAUAUUUCACCUUUCACCAAGCCGAAGUGUUAACAAAACUUCCCGCGCAAUCCCGCACAAACGAAUGACCAUGACCAUGACUAAUUCCUCUGUUACUUGCGCGGAAGCUGAUUGGCUAGAGUUAAUUAAGGUUCAAGUGUGGGGCGGAGCUAACCAGCCAAGUGUGGACCUCGGGCUAAAUCUUUAGAGCUGAUUUUCUCUCACUCUAUUUUAGAUGCAAAAAUCAAAAUUCUCCGACCUCCAGUCGGGACAGGUUUUAAGCUAUCACUUUGAAACUUUCAGAUAUGAUGGAUAAUGAUAAAGACUCAAAAAGGGUGAGAGGAAUUUUCCGAUUUCCCUUUGUAACUCAUUUUAUGUCAGUUUCUUUGCGUAAAUCGCGCUCAAGAUUCGACUUUUUAGUUUGAAAUGCAAUAAUUCUGCUAAUACGAGACAUAUGCAAAUUUCCUCACACUCUUUUCUGGGUCUUUUAUCUGUCAAUCAGAUGCAAUAAAAAGGAAGUGAAUAUUUAACAACGGAAAAGGGCUGGAGCUUCAGCAGUAAACUCGAUACCUCUGAGUUUGAGAGCAAAACACUUAAGUACCUUUUGAAAUUCGAUGAAAUAAAAUCUUUUACAAGGUAAUUUAGUCUUUUAGCUUUAAUUUGAUAUAUAACUUGCCUUUGUAGCGAAAAUACUCAUGCGACUAGAAUUUUUUUCUGUGGGCACCUCGUUUUCCUUUACCGAGACCUUAAGUAACUGGUUAACUAAAUCAAGCUUUAUUGAUCUAAGACAGACUUAAAACAUUAAAAUUUAAAGGUAGUAUUUACCAAGCCAGAGGACAUGGUGCAAUCCAUGUGCUAUAAUUUUUUAAAGACAGUUCAGAGGGGUAUAUAGUUUCAGUUACUACCUGGAGUGCAGUGAUUUUUCCAAAACACUUCCAUCAAGAAUGUUUGUAAUAGCAAGUGUAACAAAAUUAUACUCUCAUGAGUUACUGAAAUUAACUAAGGACUUUUACACCCUUUACAUUUAUUGUGCAUUUAGUUUUAACCAUUGUUAUUGUUAUUCUUGACAGAUCAAACAGGUUUGUGAUAAACUUGCCUCAGAUCCUAAGUUGAAGAAUGGUUACAAUGCUCUGGGUUUCUCACAAGGUGGUCAGUUCUUGUAAGUGAGAUUUCAUUUUAUUUAUAUGAUUUGCUACUUUACAUCUUUCUAAGUUACAUUGCUCUAAGUGUUAACUAGUAGCAGGAAUACCUCUUUGAGAUAUCUUUCAAAAUACACUACAUAGAUCAUAGUGACAACUUAAAUAGAAAGUAAUGACUGACAAUGUCUGAAACUGCAUUAGUAAGUCAAUGAGGACAGCUGUGCUUGCUAGUGUCCUCUUCUCUACAAAGACCACUUUGGUUUAUCUUUGGGUACAUUUACUCUUGUUUCAACCUGUCAGCAAUAACAACUAUCACACAAAAUUGCAAUUUUCAUAUUUUGUCAUUUUAUUAAAAAACCACCACCAUAGAUCAAUUUUUCAUGUUGAACUUAUAAUAUUAGUUUCAUAAAGAUUCAUUACAAACUAAUGGAAAAAUGCGCUCCUUGACCCCUAGUUUGCAGGCCCCAUUUCUCUGUUAGCUUAUGAGAAUUUCUGAUCAUGACAAUAUAAAUGAAUCUAAAGGGGAUAAAUGGAUCUGAAGGGGUGUUUUUAGGUCUAUAUGAAAAAUACAAAUAAUUGCAAACAUUGUGUGACAUCUGUAAUUCAAUGGGUUAUGCAGACUUGCCAACCCCAAAAGUCAAGAAAUGUGCGACUCUGAACCUAGUAGCUGAGAAAAGUAGUUAGAAGUGGGUAAAAAGUCAUGAGAUGUCCCAAAUUUCCUAUUGGAAGGAAUAUCAGUGGGGAUUAUCGGUACUGAAAGUCAUCACUUUAAAGCUGUAAGAGUAAACAUUAGAAUCAAUUUUACAAGUUAGGUUUUGUAAUUUCUAUGUUUUGUUGGAGGCCAUCUUCAGAGAAACAGCUUCACAUUUGGUGGCAGCGGCAAGUCACGUAGCCUAGAAGAGUGUAAUCAAACGCAACCGCUAAGCGUUUUCUUUGGAGUGAGCUACAACCAGUUGCAAAAGUACUUGAGACACUGUACCUUAUUUAUUUUAGGCUUAAAUGGCCUGCCCAUGAUCUUGUGCUUGUGAUCCCCCCUUCACCCCUUAUCAAAGUUGCUAGCAAUACAAGACCAUGCUAAGGAACAUGCAAAUUUCAAUGAAGGGGAGGAGGGAGGUGGGUAUUUUAACCUACAGACAUGUGACUAGCAGCGAUUUGCAGUAGAAAAAGGCCAGUUUUUCACUGGGGUUUCUCAACAGUUUUGCAACUGGUAGUAGCUAUCUAUUAAUAUCUAUUAAACUAGGAAAUGAACCCAACAACUCCCAAUUAUUUUUUGGAGUUUGAGUUUAGAAGAAAUCACGAGAAAUCAGUUGCCAACUCGUGAGAGCAUGAGAUAGGUCGUAAAAUCGUGAGACUUGGCAAGUCUGGGUUAUGGCUACCUGUCCCGGAGGUGAGGGUUUUGAAAGGUUCAAUAGUUAUUUCCAAGCUUCAGUCACAAAGUCACAACCAACGGGUUCUCAAAUUGCAAAUAACAAGAUGCCUCCAAAACACUGACCUUAUUAAGAGCAUUUUUUUACUAACUUGGUCUUGUUCACUUGAAAAAUACAGCCGUGCUGUUGCCCAAAAGUGUCCUAACCCUCCUAUGUUGAAUCUCAUCAGCUUUGGUGGACAGCAUCAAGGUUUGCUAUUAUUAUUAUUAUUUGAGAAUGUUGAUUAUCAAUCUGAAUAGGAUCACAUACGUGAAAAUCUUUGUUUAAUACACUUUAGCCCCAUCUUGACUACUAAGACAAGUACUAUGAAGAGUAUACAAGAGGUCCCUUUCAAAAUGGGCAGCAGCCAGCAAUUUUUACGCUUUCGGUGGAAUAUUUGCCACCUACUCAACAUUUAGGUUUAAUAAUGUUUAACAAAUAUCACCAAAAUUUUAAGUCCUUGCUGCCUGGUACUCUUGUUAUCCUGCCUACUGCUAAAAAGACAUUUUGACUGCAGGACUGGGCCCUUAAAGAAAGUUGUUUAAAUUCUCUCUUUAAUGUGUUUUUAAUGCAUUUAAAUGCAAUUGAAAGGAGUUAACAACUAAGAGGGCCUUAAGUGCCUGAGGUCAGUGGUGUUUGGCAUGCGAAUGCCCAGUAGCUGGCUACAGUGAUCGUGUGAUUCAUUGGCGCGUUUCAGUUUUCCUUUGUGCUAGGUUCUGUCAGCCAUGUUCGUCCCCUCCCCCCCUUCCCCUAGGCUUUGUUAGUUUUUUCUCCACUGAUGUUUUUCAGUGUGACAGGUGCCUGUUCCUUUCCUUUCGCAUGGGGGCUCAUGGCUGGCUUGCACUGUUGUGCCAGUCAUGGGGUUUUAUUUCAAUCUAGGGCUGGCUGCCAUUAGUGGAAACUCCUAGAUACUCCAGGCACCCAACCUCCAUUUUAGCGAUAUGGUUGUUAACUAGAAAAUGGUGGGUAAUUUGGAAGGAGAUCUCAUUUUGAAAAUAAAGUAUUAUAGUCACUUUUAAUGGUCAAUUUUUCUGGCAAUAUGCAGCUGUGCACUCCCUCAUUAGCCAGAGGACCCUCCCAUACACCCCUGCCAACUACUGCACUUGUUUUACUUGAUGGUGUAGAAUAAAUAAUUAUUUGCUUGGUGUGAUUACCUUUUUCUGCGUAUUAUUAGUUUCUGUUGGUUAUUCACAUAGGAAGUUCCCCUCACUAGUCAGAGAUAAGGUGAUGUACAUCAUACUGUAUGUGUUCAUAUAUAAUAACCCUCAAAUCUGAUUGACAAAGUACAUUUUAAGCUGUAAUAUUUAAUAUCCUGCAGGUGUUUAUGGAUUUCCACAUUGCCCUGGAGAAAACUCUACCUUGUGUGAUAUUGUCAGAAAAAUAUUGAAUGAAGGAGCGUACAUAAGGUAUUGCAUUCAGAUCAUUCAGUUUAUGCAAUUACGGCAGCACUAAAAGACGGAAUCCGGAAUCCGGAAUCCGGAAACGGAAACGGAAUCAUGGAAACGGAAACGGAAUACGGAAUCUGUGAAAGAAGGUUCCAAGCGAUCGAUUUGAAAAAAAUAAUAGUAGCAAUGACAAUGAAAUAAAUAAACAGAUAAAAAAAAAGGCACAAAUGAAUAAAUUAGCUGAGUACAGGAGAGGAGACUGCUGUGUCACUAGAGGAGUCGAUUCCGGUGAAAAGACGCUUGAUACCACUGUCGGCAAUGAAUGCAAAUUCUCAUGGGACAGCAAAGUGAGGAGAAAAACGUGACUGACAAAAACUAGUGCCUUAACAAAAAGGUAAGUUAUAUGGAGACAGACUUCGUUUGAAUCGUCUGAGGCGUCGUUUACAUAACUGAAAGGCGUCGCCGUCAAGUUUUUCUCAGUGUCUUUUCUGGGUUGUCUUCAACAGUGUUCAGUUUUAUUUAUCAAGACAACUUACUCAAGAGAACCAUGGCAUUGUGGAGUCCACAGAGAAGAGAGAAUUGUGCAUGCAUUUGCUUGAUUCCGCAACCGAUUACAUCAAAAUAAUGCGCCAUGUUUAAUAAGCCUCUUCAACAAAAAUACGGACGUCCACGUAAACUUAAUUACCGGUACACCAGUAUUCCAUCAGUAUUCAGCUUGGCGAAAAAGUUGAACUUAUUGCUAAAACACCGGAACUGUGGUCACGUCACCGGUCGGUCAUGUGUGGAGUAUUCAGUUUGGGGACAAUCACGUGGUGUGGUCUGAGGCUAACUUCGACUAUUCUUGACAAUUAGCUACAAAAGUAAUAUUUAACUGUAUUAUUCAACCCAUGAACUCGUGAAUAAAAAUUACUCGUAAAAUUACUUUCAUCGGCCUUGCAGUGCAGUAACCCACACUACGGCAAACCUUAUCAAGACACAAUAACAAGAAUAUAUUUAAGGGAACUGCCAAGAAAACUAAGACAAAUUCUCUUUGGAUUGUACUAAAUUGUGUAUUGUGAAAUUCUUUAAUUUUCUAUCAUCGAUAUUUGAUUCCGUAUUCUGUUUCCGUUUCCGUUUCCGUGAUUCCGUUUCCGUUUCCGGAUUCCGGAUUCCGUGUUUUAGUGCUGCCCAUGCAAUUACCUUAACCCUGUGAGGAGGGUUUCUCACUUGCAUGGCUUUUAGCUGUUAACAAAGUCGUUUGCAUGGCUUGAUUGACGUGUAGUUGGUUUGUUUUAUACGCCCCAGACGGGGUGUAAACAAACCAACUAUGUGACAGAGAAGCCAGGCGAACGACUUCAUAAAAUGCUAAAAGCCAAUGCAUACAAGAGAGAAACUUCUGCUCGCAGGGUUAAUUACCUUUGGCAAGUAGUGAAACUUAGUGAAACAAAUAAAGUAAUUAUGUUGUCAGAUACAGGUACUGAUAAACUGUGGAACUGUUGUCUGUACUACUGUAGUGGGUAUAGGGUGAAAAUUUGAAAAGAAAGAAAGGUUCAGAACUUUUAAAGGCUAUAAUGUCCACUAGAUUCAGGGUGUCUCCUCUCAGGUUUUCAAUGUCAUAAAUUUUAUUGAACUUAAAGGGACAGGUUCACGCUUCAGCGCAUGCUCAUUUAUUUUAUGUUUUUCUACCGGGACGUGCUGUAUUGUCUAAGCAAGCAAUAAUUAUGAUCAUGUCAUAAUAUUGUCAAAGAACCAAUCUGCACACUCCCCUGGCAGUCACUUGCACUUGAUCAACUUCAAUAUUUGCAAAUAGCUGCAAAUUAAUCAACCAUGGAAUAAAAUCUUCGGGUAAACAAUAAAUUCAACGUUGGUAGUGUUGGCAUAAUCCACUAAUUUUUUCUGCGAUUUUAGUACUCCUAAUGUAUUAAUAAUAAUGAUAAAUAAUGCAGUAAAAGGUAUUAGAUAAGUUUGAGCUGUUUAUAAUAGCCUUGAAUUCAACCAGGCUACAAUUGACUGUAAACGAUAAAGUUUUUAUGCAUCCGAGGCAAGUUGUUUCUGAGAAUAUAUAAUGGCAAUUUUUUGUUGAUUUUGAGACAAAAAAUGUAAAAUGACCUUACAUGUACUUUGGGCCUGUGACUGACAUAAACUAUUGCUUUUCUUUCCCUUUUUCCAGCUUUAUUCAAGACAAGUAAGUAUCUAAUGUAAGUUAGUAAUGUUUGUAACACCUGAGGUAAUAAACUGUACUACUACUAACCUCUAAUAUUUUUCUUAAUAGGCUAUUUGCACGAUGGCGUCAUUUUACCACUACGAGCAGAAUUCUUUUCAUUUUUCUUUUCAUAUUUAAAAUUUGGUAAUCCCAGUGAGGUUUAAAUGACAAAAGUCCUAAUUUGCACAAGAAAGCAAAACCCUGAAAGAUCCUGGUAAUAGCAGUAAAAUGAUGCCAUCAUGCAAAUGGCCUAUUAACAAAAUCGUUCCAUUAUCUGUCCAGUUGAUUCUGCAACUAUAAUAACACUACAUCUAAUCUGUGGAUACCAGGAACUUGGUUAAAAUAAUCGUGCAGCCAAGUUUUGACACUGUAUUUAAGAUGUCUAGUUGUUGGUUAAAGUUAGGCUGCAUAGCAUGUUCUGAAAGAGAUAUAAAUCUUAAAGCCAUUGCUACUGCCAUUGUUUGCUUUUAGACACUAUCGUAGUUGAGCAAUAGACCAUUUUACAGUUGUGAGCUUAGUAUUCCAGCCAUUGAGUGAAUGUGAGGCUGAGGUUGACCUUGUUUUGAUACAAACCACUUUCCUUUUCUUAUAGAAAUUACAUGUAUGCUUAAUAAAAUACCAGUUAGCAUAAGAACAACAUGGUUUACAUAAUAAAGAACAAAACAAGGUUAACCUCAGCCUCAUUUCCACCUGUAGCUGUAAAAUGAUCUAUUAAAAGAGAACACUGGUAUACUCCUUUAGGGAUCUAAAUACAGAUUUCUCAGUCAAAUCAGUGCAAAAGCUGAAAAACAGAUACCUUUAGUGUACUUUCAAUAAAGGGUACACAAUAUUACAUCUAGGUGCAAAAAGGUUGAUAAGAUUUGAUUAUUAAAGGCAUGGGGGAUUAAAUUUGGUUUGUUUGUUGUGUAGCCAUAAUAACCAUUUGAAUAAUUAAGUUACAAUAUGCAAUAAUUAUUAACACACAACCAUAUCCCUGACCUCGAUGGGUCUAUACCUGAACCCACGAUAUGGUCAGGUGAUACUAGAAGGCAGAUACCCUGUUUUGACAGCUGUCAGUUGAUCACAACAUGGAUGUGCAAUAUCAGGUUGCAGGCUCCCAAACUAGCUAGAAAGUGUGAGGAUUGAACAUUGGUUUCCAUUUGGUGCAGAUGGCCAGGAGGGUGGUCGGUGCACGGUUACGUGAUUAUGAAGUUUUUCGUGGAUUGAUAGAUUCUCUUUGCUGUGAGAGUAUCCUCAGUUAAGGUGGCUUGAAUGGAUUUUUUGGGGGGGAUACCUCCCAAGUUUGAGCAUUAACUACGGGAUAAAGGUUACCACAGAUAUGGGAUAAAGGUUACCACAACUGUAUUAUAUAAAGAUGAAAAUUUCUUAUGAUCUAGGUUUUAUUGCAAUUGGAGUCGCCAUGGCAACGUAACGACGCCAUUACAUUUUUUAUUUAUCUUUGUUUUUCUCUGUACCAGGAGUUUUUUUAAGAAAUCGCUUAAGGGAGUUUGUACCUGCCAUAAUUGCCUCAAUUAUGGAAAAGUUUAAACAAAUUCUAUGAGAGCGUUUUCGAAAUAUUUUGAAACGAAGUUUUAAGCAUCAUAAAAACAGUGAAAUUGCAUGCUAUCCACAUAAUUAGCUAUUUUUUUAAGAAAAUGAUAAGCUUUGGAAACGCGGCUUCAUCUAAUGGUGGUUUGAUUCUAUUGAAAACUGCGUACAAAAAAAGAGGAGAAUUGCUCUGGGCGAUCACGAGUAAGAAGAAUUUUAUUAACUUGCAUUCAGCUGCUUUUGUUGCAGUUUUUGCACGGAAUUUGGUCCACGCCUACAAAUUUCGCAUUUUUCAAAAAACCGCUCGAUAAAUUUUUUUAUAAACUUGAAAAUCUCGAGAUCAAUUGUCAAUAAAUAUUUUCCUGCAAGUUUCAAGAACAUUGAAAACAGAGAAGACUUUUAAAUAGGGCCUCAAAUGUAACCAAUUUUUCCUCAGAUUUUGUGUUUACAAGUGAGCGUCCUUAUUAUUCACUGGCAUUAUUUUCAAGUUUCAUAUGCACGUGCACAUUUAGCAAAAAGAUAGAAUUUGCAUCAAAAAGGACCCUCGCUUAAAUCUCCGGAAUAUGCUAAUAACUGGGUAAAGAAAUUAGUAACAUAUUAUAACAUCACAGCAACUCUUUGUAAGAGUUUCUGUGAUGUUAACCCGAGUAAGAUAAUUAAGUAUUGCAUCCUACACGAUGAGCUCUGACGUUCACCGUCUCGGCUCUUACUGCUAUCUGUGACACAUGCCAGUUAUUAGCAUAUUCCGGAUAUUUCUUCCAAAAGUAAUCGAGAGUUCUUUUUGAUGCAAAUUUAUUUCUUUUUGCUAAAUUUGCACGUUCAUAUGAAUUUUGAAAACAAUGCUAGUGAAUAAUGAGGACGCUCACUUGUAAACACAAAAUCUGGGGAAAAAUUGGUUAUAUUUGAGGCCCUUUUUAAUAGCCUUCUCUGUUUUCAAUGUUCUUGAAUCUUACAGGGUAUAUUCAUUGGCAAUUAAUCCCGGGAUUGUGAUUUAUGAUGCUUAAAACUUUGUUUCAAAAUAUUUCGAAAACGCUCUCAUAGAAUUUAUUCAAACUUUUCCAUAAUUGAGGCAAUUAUGGCAGGUACAAACUCCCUUAAGCGAUUUCUUAAAAAAUCUCCUGGUACAGAGAAAAACAAAGAUAAAUAAAAAACGUAAUGGCAUCGUUACGUUGCCAUGGCGACUCCGAUUGCAAUAAAACCCAGAUCAUAAGAAAUUUUCAUCUUUAUACAAAACAGUUGUGGUAACCUUUUUGCCAUAUCUUUAAUUAUGGCAACGUGGUUAAUGCUCAAACUUGGGAGGUAUCCCCCUCAAAAAAUCCAGUCGAGUCACCUUAACAGAACCACAGUCUUUGGAUUUAUAUUCAAGAUUAAGGUUUCCCAAUCUAACAAUUACUGUAAUGAAAUGUCAUGUGUUCAAUUUUAGUCUUGUCCAAGCAGAAUAUUGGCAUGAUCCACUGAAUGAGGAAGAGUACAGAGAAAAGAGCGUCUUCUUGGCAGAAAUAAAUCAGGAGAAGAAGGUGAAAAAAGUUACUUAGAUCAAUGGAUUAUAAAUUUAAAUGGACUUUCUUACAGUCAAACAAUAAUAAUUAUUAACAACCUUGAACACUUGAAAUAAUUCUAGAAUGUUUACUCUGUUAUUGUCCUAUUACAGCAAAGAUCAGGACACGCGAGCUAACCAUAAAAUUCCAAACUAAUCAAUAUUGUUGCUUAGUAGUGUAAGCAUGUGCAAUACAGUUCAUGCAACCAAGCAAAGAAAGAGGUUUCUAUGAGUGGAAACUCCCCCUGAGGGGGGAGGGGGGGAGUGCCAUGUGAAAGGUUUGGGGAUGCCAAUGCUUGUGAAAAAAAAAUUGAAUCAAGGAUGGUUCAAGCUUUAUUCUACCCCUUGAGAUUUCCAAGUACUGAACUGAUUUUUUUCAGUAACAUUGUCAACAACUUUGUCACUUAGUGGAGCUGAGCACCCGGGAUGUACAGGGGCUUCAACUUUUGGCAAAGCCAGCCCCUAAACAGAUAUGCCCCAUGGCUGGAAAACUGGCACCUACAUGUACCUCCCAGCCUUGAGUUCCCACACCAAUGGAAGCAGGCUGCUUUCACACUGAUUAUCAGUGCAAAAGAAAAGGGGAGAGGGGUGGGGGUACAUGCACAAUCCAAAGGUUUAAAAAAGUGAGUGGCCACCUGCUAAUUACCGCUUAACCGAGGUUUCUUUUUCUUUUGUUCAAAGGCAUUUUCUCUGACAAUUUUUUCUGUUAUUUCUAAAAGCAUCCAAUCAUCAACUUGUUGACAGAAAUAAUUAAACUGGAUUUACUUUUUAAGCAUUCAAAUCUGAUUUCAAAUUUCACUCUAACCCUGGGUUAUCUUAACCCAGCUUUGAACAACCUGGCCCAGGAAAAUGCUGUACUAACACAUAGAACUGAUGCAAGCAGUGCUGACCGCGCUUGAGCCACUAUACCGACAAGGUAUGCAUGGCACUCCUCGUUGAAGCCUGAGAAAACAGCCGACAUUUGGCGAUACUACCACUGGUUUCCCCGCUAAAUGACGUUUGAGAAACGAGCUAAGAAAUUCCAUACUGACAACGCAUCACUACCCAGAUCUGGGUAGUGACAUGUCAUCAGUAUGGAAUUUCUGCGCUUGUUUCUCAGACGUCAUUUGGUGUGGAAACCAGUGGUAGCCUCGCCAAAUGUCGGUUGUUUUCUCAGGCUAUCCUUGUUGUUAACUGCAUCAAAUUUCAUUUAACUUAAUAAUUUUAUAAGCAUUAUGGAUUGUAUAUGCAGCUCUACAAGUAAAGUCAGAAUACGUGUACAACAAGUGUUACCUGAAAAUAAUUCUUGACUAGCAACCUAGACUGUAUACAAAUUUUUAAUCAUGAAUUAAUUUUUUUUAAAAGCUGAAUUGUAUCAUUUUUUCUUCAGAUGGUUCCCGAGUACAAGACAAACCUGAUGAAACUAAAGAACUUUGUGAUGGUGAUGUUUGGCAAGGACACUAUGGUUGAUCCAAAGGAAACGGAAGUAUGAAAAAGUUUAGUGUUGAAUUCUGUAAUACAGUAUGCAUGAUAUUGCAACAUAAUCUAUAGCAAUACUCGCUGUUUUCAGACACUCUUUUUGUUAUUAUAAAUUAUAUCUAAUGUGUAAAGAGUGAAACAAUGAAUAAUUUUAGUGUUUCAGUACAUAAGAUCGAGAUCUGUUAAUUCUAAUCCAUAUUCUCUUUCUUUUAUUGCAGUGGUUUGGUUUCUACAAGCCAGGGCAAGCAGUAGAUAAAUACACCUUACAAGAAAGUCAGCUGUACAAAGAGGCA
Molecule: messenger RNA, 16384 nt
Organism: Porites evermanni
Lineage: Eukaryota; Metazoa; Cnidaria; Anthozoa; Scleractinia; Poritidae
Source: the annotation of a GenBank genome assembly